CUGGGGCUCGCAUUAGCCCUUUUGGCCACAGCCUUGUGUGGGGAAUUCAUGUUCAGCUGAUUGCCUCCCAGGACCCCCGGUCUCAUAUUCAGUCUCUGCUUCGGAGGAUAGAGUCCUCUCUCUCCCUCUCAUCCUGAUUUUAGAUAAUGGGCUGUGUGCAAUGUAAGGAUAAAGAAGCAACAAAACUGACUGAUGAGAGGGAUGGCAGUUUAACUCAAAGCUCAGGCUACCGCUAUGGGACAGAUCCCACUCCGCAGCACUAUCCUAGCUUUGGUGUGACUUCAAUCCCAAACUACAACAACUUCCAUGCCACAGGAGGCCAAGGACUGACUGUGUUUGGUGGAGUCAAUUCCUCCUCUCAUACAGGGACGCUGCGUACAAGAGGAGGAACAGGUGUAACUCUUUUUGUGGCGCUUUAUGACUAUGAAGCAAGAACAGAAGAUGACUUGAGUUUUCACAAAGGAGAAAAAUUUCAAAUACUUAACAGCUCGGAAGGAGACUGGUGGGAGGCCCGGUCCUUGACAACAGGCGAAACUGGUUACAUUCCCAGUAAUUAUGUGGCUCCAGUUGAUUCCAUCCAAGCAGAGGAGUGGUACUUCGGCAAACUUGGCCGAAAAGAUGCUGAGAGGCAGCUGUUGUCAUUUGGAAACCCCAGAGGUACCUUCCUGAUCCGGGAAAGUGAAACUACCAAAGGUGCCUAUUCCCUGUCUAUUCGAGACUGGGACGAUAUGAAAGGAGAUCACGUCAAACAUUAUAAGAUUCGUAAACUUGACAAUGGUGGAUAUUAUAUCACAACUCGGGCACAAUUUGAAACUCUUCAGCAGCUGGUUCAGCAUUAUUCAGAGAAAGCUGAUGGUUUGUGUUUUAACUUAACUGUGAUUGCUACGAAUAAUACCCCACAAACUGUUGGAUUGGCUAAAGAUGCAUGGGAAGUUGCACGUGAUUCAUUAUUUCUGGAACAGAAGCUUGGUCAGGGGUGUUUCGCUGAAGUGUGGCGUGGUACAUGGAACGGAAAUACUAAAGUGGCUAUCAAGACCCUGAAGCCUGGCACUAUGUCUCCAGAAUCCUUCUUAGAGGAAGCCCAAAUCAUGAAGAAGCUAAAACAUGACAAAUUGGUUCAGCUUUAUGCUGUGGUAUCUGAAGAACCUAUCUAUAUUGUCACGGAGUACAUGAGCAAAGGGAGUUUGCUAGAUUUCUUAAAAGAUGGAGAAGGAAGAGCUUUGAAGUUACCGAAUUUGGUGGACAUGGCAGCCCAGGUGGCCGCAGGAAUGGCGUACAUCGAGCGAAUGAAUUACAUACACAGAGAUCUGCGGUCUGCAAACAUUCUGGUGGGGAAUGGCCUAAUAUGCAAGAUUGCCGACUUUGGAUUGGCAAGACUGAUUGAAGACAACGAAUAUACAGCCAGACAAGGUGCAAAGUUUCCCAUUAAAUGGACUGCACCAGAAGCGGCAUUGUACGGAAGGUUCACAAUAAAGUCGGAUGUGUGGUCUUUCGGGAUCCUACUGACAGAGCUGGUAACAAAAGGGAGAGUGCCAUACCCAGGCAUGAAUAACCGUGAAGUCUUGGAGCAAGUAGAACGUGGUUAUCGGAUGCCAUGUCCUCAGGACUGUCCCAUCUCCUUGCACGAGCUUAUGAUCCACUGCUGGAAAAAAGACCCAGAGGAGCGUCCAACUUUCGAAUAUUUGCAGGGUUUCCUUGAAGACUACUUCACUGCAACAGAACCCCAGUACCAGCCUGGCGACAACCUGUAAAUCCCUGGCCUCCAGACACUGUCAUGAAUUACCAGGUGUUUCUCAGCCCUGCCCCACCUGUCCUUCAGCUUCCAACUCCGUGAUCGGCUUCUCCAGAGUGCAGCAUCUUCCAGCACCGCCGUGCACAGGAGGGGCUGAAGCUGGGAACUUCCGCAGCCCUCGCCUAUGACCCCUUGUCCUAGUAAUCUGAAUGUCCUGGAUGAAAAGGAGAAAAACACUUGUUUUUUCUUAAUCAAAGACUCCAAAACUGCAUUGUAUUGAUGUUAUGUAAACUGCAAAACCUCUGUUCAUUGUAAAUAGUAACUCAGUGCCAAUAACUGAUCCUAGUGCUUUCCUUUUUUUAAAACGCAAAACCUAUGUGAUUUUAACUAGUCUUCUCCUGAUUCAACUAAAAGUAUUAUUUUCCAGAAGUGGCCUCUUUGUCUAAAACAU
Molecule: messenger RNA, 2183 nt
Organism: Pelecanus crispus (Dalmatian pelican)
Lineage: Eukaryota; Metazoa; Chordata; Aves; Pelecaniformes; Pelecanidae
Source: RefSeq, a predicted model, not a curated record